GAUAGCAACCUCAAAUUUGGAACACAGCUUGCACAGAUUUUUGGUUUUGGUAUUCUACACUCUUAAAAAAUAAAGGUGCUUCACGAUGAAGAAGCACAAGAUAUUUAUGGAGAAAGUAUAGCAAGAGGACAACUGUUAAACCAGAGUGACAGACAAGAAUUUCCAAGGAUCGGUAUUUCACUGAUAAUGUGUGAUGAGAAUGAGGGUGAAGUUGCCAGUUCAAUCUUGAAUUUACGGACUCCUCAUUUGGAUUUUCUGGACUGUGCUUCAAAGAAGGCACUUUACCACACAACAGUCAAGGGCAUGGAAAAACACAACAGUCCUUGGAGCCCAGAGAGAAACCUGAGGAUAAACAUGUUCUAUACAGAUAAAGGUUCUGGUUUAGGUACACACGAGCUGGUCAAUGUUGAGAGCCAAACAACAUAAGCAGAACAAGACGAUGCAGGAGAAGAAUGGAAACCUAAAUAGAGACUUUGGCAGUGACCUUGCAGAGGUGCUAAUGUCCUAGCAGUUCUUUUAAUCAAUAACUCUUGUGACAUUGAAAACAAGUCUCAACAAGGCAAAGAACGAGAGCUGAAAGAUGUUAUACUCUAAACCCAGUGAGGCCUUCAUAAACUGUUUUACCCUACAGACCCCAAGAAGUCCCUCAUGGAAUGGCUGGAUGAGUUCCGUUUAAGUGAAACUCAGAGAGAAGAUGAUGAGGUUAGUUCUUUAAAUACAGAUCUUUGCCUUCGUUUUCUAAAGAGACAGUUUAAAAAAAUACAAUGUUUAAAAGUCAUCCUAAAUAUGUCUGUCACAUCUUGAUGGCAUCAUAGAUUGGUGGAACACUGCGGAACAUGAGUUUACUUACCCUGUUUGUCCACUUUCAGAAACACCCACCCCAUCUACUUUUUUAAUCUGAUUAACAGUUAUUCUUUUUUAAUAAAGUUCUGUGGUCCUCAUGAUCUGGACUUAAUAUUAGCUAUUUUCCUCCCUUCAUAAUGGGAGGACAUGCCCAAAAGUGACAACAUGAUCAUGAAAGAGGAAGCCAAGUAAGUCCCAAUUCAGUAUGUGUGCAUGUGACAUGACAAAGUGAAUUUGACUGACCAAUUGUCUUUUUGUCGGGGCUUUCAUUAACAGCUUUAAAGGUGCAAAAGGGCAUACGUGUGUUCAACAAACUUUUCUCAGAAUGGGCAGAAGGACUGUGGCAGCAUGUGAUUGACCUGCAUGCCAUUGCUGAUGGCCUGGAAUGCUUCAACAAGAAAACCAAUUUGCCCAGAUCACUGGUGGCUCCCCCAGUGCUGUGGGAGGUCUUGCUAACAUAACUGGCCUCAUCUUAGCACCUUUCAAAAUGCAGAUAGCCAAUGCGGCUGGAACCACUGCAGCACGUGCUGUGCAGAUCGCUAGUAUAUCCACAGGUGUUCUGACAGGGCUUUUUGUCAGGAUGGACAUCUAUUUUGUGGCCAAGGACUCCCAUGAGUUGAAAAAUGGUACAAAGUCAGAAUUUUCCGCCAAGAUUAGAGAAGAGGCAGAUCAGCUGCAUGAGGGCUUGAUGGAAUUUAACAUAAUCUGAGAUUAAUUGCAGUUGACCACCACUAUGAAAGAAGACAAACCAUAUUGACAAGCUCUAUAAACACUUCCCUGAGAUUAUUUUUACUUUCAAAUUAGAAGAUAUAUCAAAAAAAUAAAUAAAUAAAUAAAUAAAUAAAUAAAUAGAAUGGUUCUAGAACUAUACUGACUUUCCUUAUUAGAGCGCAAAGGGAAUUCUGGAUCUUAUUUUGUUUUUAUGGCUUUAUAUCCACUGCUUGGUAUAUGGUAUAUUUGCUGCUUUAUAAAGAGGGUUUGUAUUUUGUGCAUUGUUUUGUGUAAAACAACCUGAUGAACAAUAAUUCAUUAUUUAUUACAUUUAAUUAAUUUCAAAUUUACCAUGACCCAAUAUGUAUCUAUCUAUCAAUAUUUUUGAUGGUUGAAAUUCUCCAGUAAUUUUUAUGGGUUUUCAAAAAAGUUUUCUACGCGGUUUUAACGUGACCUUUAUGUAACAAAAAAGGUUAAUUUGUUAAAAAAAAAAAUAAAAUAAAAAAAAAACAGUAAACAGACUUAGUACCUGGACUAAACUGUCUUUUCUUGACUUGUGUAGUGGAAGUGAAGAGAUAUGAUUCAUCAUCGUCACAACGACACCCUGCUCAACCGCCCCUGUGCUGUUUUUACUCCACACAGAUUAACCAGGCGGAGCUUGACAAAGUUUUGACAGGCCGUUUCCCUGUUGCUGUACGUAUGGGAACCUAAGGAAAAAAAUGUUUCCUGUAGCUCUUUAAAUAUAACAUGAAAAGGCAAAGGUAUGAAAGUUGAAGGACAGUGACUAAUUCAGAGGAAAACAGGAGAUCAUUCAGAAAGAAGCAGAUUCGAUGUCCAGGCUUCCAGACGUAGCUGAGCACUCAUCUGAGGUGAGACAAUACAUGUGGUGUAGGAACAGGAAGCUUUCACACUAAGCUGAUUAGUUUGAUGGAACCAGACUCUCUCGUAACAUCUGAGCUUUCAUUGCAAUGAGCAAGCUUACUGAGAGUGAGCUGUCCACUCUUAAUGAUCAUCCAUCAGGCAAUGAUAACCCAAAGGGGAAAGCUGCCAUUUUCAGCCAUUUGUUUAAAAGAACUAAAACAUGGACGAGACUCCCUGCACAAGAGGAAGAGCUAUCAUUACAACAUGGAGAACUCUCAGCUGGCGAUCAAAGCAAAACACAAAACAACAACACCAUGGAAGAACAAGCACUGAAAAGUGAUUUUUUAGGCAGUGACAAUCUUGAGGGAAAUUCCCAGUUUAAUUUUCUCAAAACAUUUCCUAGAGGACCUGAGGAUACUUCUGAACAGAACAGCCCACCGUUACACAUUAAACUGCUGGCCUGUAAUGACAAUCUAUUAUAUCUCUCCAACAACAACUUAAAGGAUAAUUCAGGAAAGCGAAGUGGCACUUUCCGCAGUUCCCCAAAACCAGCGUUACGUUUUCCUGCUGAAACGGACCCACUAAGCGAGCACAUUGAAUUUACAGACUGGGAUUAUAACGUCUUGGACACUGGCAUUGAAAAGAAAUCUGUCCCCAGGAAAUACCAUGACAAGAAACUCUCAAACAGUAAUAACAAAGUUAUGUCAUUUAGAGUCAAGAGAACUCUACCUAGAAGGCCCACAUUUUCAUGCAGUACGCAGGAUUCAGAUCAAGAGGACAUGAUUGAGGAGCCAUUGGAAAUGCAGCAACUGGGGGAAAAUGAGGACUGUACUUUUGAAAUCCUGCCACUGGAGAUGGCCGCCUACCCAACAGAUUCAAAUUCUUUAGAGACAGAUGAGGAUGAUGACUUGAUGGACUGGUGGAAAACUGUUGAGGGUUGGAGUGAAUGGAAUGUAACGGCAAAUUUUCAGGAGGACAAUGAGGAGCGGACUGUGGAGGCUGCUGCAGACCGUGUGUUCAUGGCUGCCCGUCUCUUUGUCAAUCUGUUCAACCAGCGUGGGGCAACUCUGCAACAUCAUAUUUUAGAGUUGCUUGCUCUGGCAGACUCUGCUGACAACUUUCAUAAGAAGACUGUGAGUGCAGCUGUUGGAGGGGGCGUAGCUAGUGUGGCAGGGGGCAUAGCCACCAUUACCGGCCUCAUCUUGGCACCCUUCACCUUUGGCACUUCCACUAUCGUCACUGCGGUUGGUAUAAGUGUAGCAACAGCUGGAAGUAUCACCUCAGCCACGGCUAACAUCACCGAUGCGGUUCAAUCCAAGAUGGAUCGCAAGAAGGUGGAGAAGAUGAUCCAAGGCUACCAGAAUGAGAUCAGUGACAUCAGAGAUUGUCUGGAGUUCAUGCAGGAAGGAAUGAACACCCUACAGAAAUGGGAUUUUAAGGGGUACUCUGAGAGUGUGGUCAACACAAGUCUUAGCCGUAACAUAAAGCAUGUGUUGAAGGAAGGUGGACGAGCAGGAAGAGCCCUUAUGAUAAACACAGAUAGGCUUAUCAGCACUGUGAAAGUUCUAGGUGUUGCUGGAGGUGCUGCCAAAGCAGCCAAGGCCGUCAGUAUCACCACAGGGGUCAUGUCCACUCUCUUCCUUGCCCUGGAUGUCUUCUUUCUUGCCAAAGACUCCAAUGAACUUCGCAAAGGUGCUAAGACCAAAUUUGCCUCCAAGCUCAGAGAAGUGUGUAAAGAGCUUCAACAUGGCCUACUAGAACUAAACAAAGUGAAGACUCAGCUUCAAAAGACCAUGGAUGGAAUUGAAGUGGAAGAAUAUGAGGAAGAGGAGGAGGAUGAAGACCAUUGUGAGUCAGAUCCUGUUAAACUGGCUCUACUUGAGCAAGAAAUCGAUCAGUUGGAGAAGAAACUUGACCAGAAAACUAUGCUACAGCAAAUGAACCGAGAUGCUGAGAAAGAGAUCCCGAAAAAAGAAAUAAAAUGAGGAGACAAAGAGAUGAGUGAACGAUAAGGGGUCUUAUCUGUGAGCCAACAUAUGGAAACAACAAAAGCACAAAACUGAACAGUUUGAAAGGAAAAA
Carassius auratus (goldfish) is the source of this 4496-nucleotide messenger RNA. RefSeq lists its product as uncharacterized. The coding region runs from base 2523 to 4400 and encodes 625 amino acids. Gene Ontology annotation, cellular component: extracellular region; membrane. The transcript has 24 exons. Lineage: Eukaryota; Metazoa; Chordata; Actinopteri; Cypriniformes; Cyprinidae. Gene Ontology annotation, molecular function: lipid binding. The record is from RefSeq and is a predicted model, not a curated record. Gene Ontology annotation, biological process: lipid transport; lipoprotein metabolic process.